Molecule: messenger RNA, 387 nt
Organism: Dictyostelium purpureum
Lineage: Eukaryota; Evosea; Eumycetozoa; Dictyosteliales; Dictyosteliaceae
Exons: 4
Biological process (GO): protein deubiquitination
Molecular function (GO): deubiquitinase activity
Source: RefSeq, a predicted model, not a curated record
UCAUCAAGUAUAUAUUUAAAUAUAUAUGAUUUGUACCCAAAAAUUAAUAGAAUAGGUGACCAUUUGGGUUUAGGUAUAUAUCAUACAGGUGUACAAAUAAAUACUGAAAAUUACAUAGCUGAGUAUUGUUUUGGUUGUCAUCCUUAUGAUUUUAGUGGAGUUUUUCUAGUUGAGCCUAAAAAAGCAAAAGGUUUUAUUUUUAGAGAAAGUAUAUAUAUGGGUGAAAUUAACAUGAUACCUGCAGAUUUAGAUCGCUUAAUAGAAACAAUUGGAAAUGAAUUUACAGGAAAAUCAUAUCAUUUUUUAAAAAAAAAUUGUAAUUCAUUUUCAAAUGAACUUAUAAAAAGAUUAAUAAACAAGGAAAUACCAGUAUAUUUAAAUCGUUUA